Messenger RNA from Lineus longissimus, 4397 nucleotides. Its product is annotated as cyclic nucleotide-gated cation channel alpha-3-like. The coding region runs from base 684 to 2720 and encodes 678 amino acids. Gene Ontology annotation, molecular function: protein-containing complex binding; intracellularly cGMP-activated cation channel activity; cGMP binding. Gene Ontology annotation, biological process: monoatomic cation transmembrane transport. Gene Ontology annotation, cellular component: plasma membrane; intracellular cyclic nucleotide activated cation channel complex. Lineage: Eukaryota; Metazoa; Nemertea; Pilidiophora; Heteronemertea; Lineidae. The transcript is spliced from 7 exons. The record is from RefSeq and is a predicted model, not a curated record.
GAGUCGAGAGAGAGCGAAUUCUUGUUGAUGUUUUGAUCAGAAAUCGACUUAAAAAUUCCUCCGGAAAUCUGUACACACACGUUAUUCCAAGGGAGGGGACAUUUCUUCUGUUCAGGAUAUAUAAAAUGUAAUCAAAUCGUGAAGAACGAGAGUGAUUUAUAUGAUUUUGGAAUAGGCACUAGUUUGAUGCAAUGGAUACGAACGGUUCUCUCCUGAUGGCGCUACGACAUCGCAACUGUUGCAAAAUCGACAGCUACAGUCGCCAUAUGUAAAGCAUCGUCCUUGGUAUAUAUAAAUGUCAUUAUCGUGGAUUUGUGACAAGUAUUCAAAAGAUAACUUGAGUGUUUUGUUUGGCUAAUUUGAAGGUUUACGGGUGUAUAUGUGUGUAUUGGCUUACGGGAUUACGGGAUCACGAGGAUACGAAAUCUCGGGAUGUUCGGUAUCGUUCCUGAAGGAAGACACGGAAGAUGAUGGACUUGAUAAAGUACAUUUGAGUCUCACUGGAACUAUCGCAAGCAAACGUAUUUGGAUUUAUCAUCAACUUUGAUGAGUGGAUAUUUUGGCUGUUGUCAGGCUAACCGUGUGAUAUCUGUUCCCACCUCAGGGAGUUAAGCUUAUUGUGAUAAAUAAUAUACGUGUGAACAUGUCCCCGUCUAACUGAGACAAAUGACACAAAAUGCAAAAUGGAGGCCAGCACCAGCAAAGCUUCCGAUCCACAACUACAACAGCAACAGCAACAGCAAGAACAAAAACAACAUGAACAACUCCAGAUCCAGGACGAUCACACUCCGCCCGAGAAGGUCACAGAUGAAGACCUUGAUAUGUUGGAGAAUGGCCGAAUCAGUCGGCCAGUCUCGGAAUCCUCGGACGAGGGCGUGAAUUCGGAGAUUCUCCGAGUGGAGCAGAGGGCGGCGGAGGAUGAGAAGUUUAAUAACUCAACGUUUGGCAAGAUCGUCCGCACCAUACAGGUGAUAAAAGUAUGGGCGGGCGGUAAACAUCAUGACGACCCGGUCGGGCGGCCAGACUCCUUCCUAGAGAAGUUUGCCAUGGGUGGCAAGGACGUGGACGACGAAGGACGCACAGUCAGGUCGAGACAUAGAAAAAUAUCAGAUCCAAAUUUCUGGCGAGGUUUCGUAGUGGACCAGUCCUCCCAGUUCUACUACAACUGGAUAUUCAUUGUGUCUCUGUGUAUACUCUAUAACUGCAUUAUGAUCAUUGCCAGAUCUGUGUUCUUCGAACUCCAAGAGAGAUAUUUCAUUGUUUGGCUUGCAAUGGAUUACAUUAGUGAUUUUAUAUACAUUAUGGAUAUGAUAGUCCAAGUUAGAACAGGCUACCUAGAACAAGGCCUUAUGGUACGCGACCCAAAGAAACUGCGCAAAAACUACAUGAAGACUUUCACGUUCAAAUUCGAUGUGAUAAGCUUACUUCCUACCGAUCUGUUAUACCUAGUGCUACCCGCGGGGAUUCACGGUGCAUACGUACGAUUCAACCGACUCUUUAAAUACCGAAGAAUCUUAGAAUUCUUCGACCGCACAGAAACAAGGACUAAUUUUCCAAACAUGUUCCGUAUCUUUAAUCUCAUUUUGUACAUAUUGAUUAUCAUCCAUUGGAACGCCUGCUUUUAUUUUCUCAUUAGUAUGUCGAUAGGAUUCGGCACCGAUAAAUGGGUGUAUCAGAAUAUCACGGACGCCGUAUGGAAGCCACUCCUAAGGAAGUACGUGUAUAGUUUUUACUGGUCGACGUUAACGCUGACUACUAUAGGCGAGACGCCGCAACCGGAGACAGAUGGGGAGUAUGUGUUUGUGGUGUUGGACUUCCUAAUGGGCGUGUUAAUCUUUGCCUCAAUCGUUGGUAAUGUCGGAAGUAUGAUCACGAACAUGAACGCAGCGCGUGCGCAGUUCCAGCAGAAGAUGGACGGCGUGAAACAGUAUAUGGAGUUCAGAAAAGUUAGCAAGGAGUUGGAGAGACGUGUUAUCAAAUGGUUUGAUUAUUUAUGGACGAAUAAACAGAGCCUUGAUGAGGAGGCCAUCUUGUCCACCCUGCCGGAUAAACUCAAAGCUGAGAUUGCCAUUCAUGUCCAUUUCGAGACGCUGAAGCGUGUCAGUAUAUUCCAAGACUGUGAGCCUGGCUUGCUGGUCGAGCUGGUUCUCAAGCUCAAGCUACAGGUCUUCAGCCCUGGUGACUACAUCUGCCGCAAGGGGGACAUUGGCAAGGAGAUGUACAUCGUCAAACGGGGCAAGCUCAGCGUUGUCGGCGACGAUGGCAAGACUGUCUUUGCGACCCUAAGUGAUGGCAGUGUGUUUGGUGAGGUCAGUAUUUUGAAUAUCGCAGGGAAUAAAACCGGUAACAGGCGAACGGCUAAUGUUCGCAGUAUCGGGUAUUCUGAUUUAUUUUGUCUGUCCAAAGACGAUUUGUGGGAUGCCUUAGGGGAGUAUCCAGAGGCCAAGAAAAAACUGAUGACUCGGGGACGUGAUAUCUUGAAGAAAGACAAUCUCCUCGAUGAGGAGGCGUUAAAAGCAGCCGACUUGGUCGAGGAGAAGAUUGAGGAUCGAGUCGAACGUAUGGAUACGAACCUUGAUAAUCUACAGACACGGUUCGCCCGCCUCCUCGCGGACUUCAAUGCCACCCAGAAGCGCCUGAAGCAGCGGAUUACUAAGUUAGAGAAGGCUGUGGCAGAAAAAGAGGAGGACUCGGUUUCAAAUGCUUCUGGAAUUUCGUAGGAUCUCAAACAAUGGAUGACACAGUGCUCUCACUCUCAGUUGAAUUUACGGGUCACCUGGAUAUCUCAUUUUCGGGUUGGGUAGUAGUUCGUAGGUGUGCAGGUGAUCUUUGCAAGAAAUACACCAUGAGGCAUUGAAAUGAUGAGGCAUAAUUGUUGGCCAUUCAAAUUGCGUCAUAUUGCACCAGGUGUAAGGGUAUGUUUCCACUGUUUGCAAUUGUGUCAACGCAUGCACCAGCGCUUUUUGUUAUUUAAUGACCAUCGCACCCAAACAAUUGGAAACCUACCCUGUUAUUUUACCUCCUGGAACACCAAAUAAAACCGCAGAAUUUGCAACUUGUUGGCAAAAGAACCGUUUAAAAAGAUUAUUUCAUCUGUUUCAACUUACGACUGGGUAGAAAUAAGAGACAUUUUCAAUGUGUAUGUAGUUACAGUUCAUGUUGUCUCAGUAUCAAUGUCUCUUUCAAUGAAAGGAAAUUAAUGUGUUCCAGUAGAUGGUUUCGAUCAUCUGCGCUAGGGGCGUUGUCAUGUGGCGGCGCCGCCUAGUGCCAGUUGAUGGAGACAAUCAGGUUAAAUACUUCCCCGAUUCUACACAGUGAAUCCGAGCCAUGUUGACCUGUGAUGAUCAACGUGUAGAAGUUGAUCUGCUGAAAAGACGGUUAUAAAAGUUGGGCUUCAUCAGAUCAUCAGAUCACUAUCACAAAAUGAAGGUGGUAACUUUAGAGGAGAGCUCUGUCCAGGGAAUUAGACAAUGCUAGGGUAAUAUUCAUAAUACCUCCUUGGAUAUGUGCAAUUAUGAGAGGACAGACGCCAGGCCCGAUCCAGCUUUCAGGGGUACGUUGGGUCGACCUCCAAUGCCACCGUCGACAAAGCACAACCAGAUGCAAUGGCCGCGCACCAUUUCCAUUGACAACUACUGUACUUCAGUCACUGAUUACUGUUCAUCUUACUGGUGACCAUAUAUCAUGUCAUCAUUCAGAUUCACCAGCUAACUAUCUGAGCAAGAAUAUAUAUUCGAUAGUUUCUUGUCCAUUCCGAUAUGAAAAGGGUUGUAAAGCAUACACACAAUUUAUCUUCCUUCAGCCAAUAUUCAUCAUUUUUCAGGGCUGGCCGCCAUCUUGGUUACCUUGAUUAACCUUGCAGCAACAUGUACAUUUCCCCUGUACAUAUCUACAUAUGUCUCAAUGUUAUCUACCUGGGUCAAGAUGGCGCCCAAUGGCCAUGUGCUCUUUUAAAACAACGUCUGCCUUAUUUUGUUCCGUCCUUGCUGAUAUGAGUUCCUGUCGCCCAUCCUUCGAAACAACUAAUGUCGACACCUGGCCGGGGUAGACGAUCAGGUAGCCCUGCAAGACAGGCUUUUAUCUACUUAUUUAACCCGGCAACGACUAAAAUAUGACGACUACCAGAAGGACGUGAGAUAUGUUGGAUUUUCAAAGAAGGUUCACCCAGCCAAACAAUCUCCAAACAGUAUCAAGAACAAUAAACAGCAUAAUUUGGCUUGGAUGGUAGCGAAAGGUACUAUUAUUGGUUCCACUAUAUCUCAGGCCCUUUGACCGUUUAAAUCCUAUUGAUCUCUGGUUCAUAUGUUAUUCUAGAGUAAAAUGUCCAAAACGUGUCAGCAAGUUGCAAUGCUUGGACUUGUUAUUGUAAAGGCCGCAGCCGAUUGUGUGUGUGUGGG